Molecule: messenger RNA, 2472 nt
Organism: Letharia columbiana
Lineage: Eukaryota; Fungi; Ascomycota; Lecanoromycetes; Lecanorales; Parmeliaceae
Exons: 1
Coding region: 1-2472 (823 amino acids)
Source: RefSeq, a predicted model, not a curated record
AUGAGCUCCGAGAAGCAGAAUGGCAUCGUCAACCGCGGGCCCAUAGCGAACACCACCACACAAUCACCCAGGUGGGCGGGAAUUGACAAUGGUACAACAAGGAUCGCAGCAUCUUUGGCCUCCAAUGGGUCCUCUACCCGUCGAAGAGAGGCUCGAAUGGAUGAACUAGGCGUCGAGAACGGACACUCGCCCGAAGAUGUCGCAACACCAGUCAAGGCUUUCUUGAGCUCCAACAUAACACCUCGGUCAGGUUCCAGAAAGGCAAGAGUUGAAAGCGCGUCAUCAACGCCGAAUAGAACUUCAAGUGGGACCCCCAGCACUACAAGACCGGUCUCUUCCAUCGAGAGGCGUGAGAAAACCCCAGAGGGUUCGCGGGCUACAAGUGGGCUGGGGCUAAGGAUUUCAACUUCUGGGCGGAGGUCAAGAGCAUCAAGUGUGAUCAGCGAUGGGUUGGGGUCCUCGAUCUCGCCCCGGCCACCUCUGUUGGAGCGAAAAGGUUCAGCAACGAGGACGACUAGCCCAGAGAGCUCGCCAAUGUUUGUGUAUGCGAACGACGUCAAAGCGAGUAUGCCAUCAAAGCCUACAGCGGGUAGAUCAUUGUCAAAAGGGCCAUUGCCAGGAUACGGGCAGUCCAAGGACGGGAACAUCUCAAAUGGAAGGGAUUCAUCUAUGAGCAACAGCCCUACCCUCGACGAGCAAAAGCCUAAGUUUUUCUACGCCAAUGAUCCCUCCAAUGAUUCAAAACCGCCUCCUCGGCUUUCCAACGGUGUCUCCUCUCACAGGCCACCACUUCAGACCAUCUACAGCGCGCACACGGCCUCAAGCCCUCCAAGGGCGGCUUCGCCACUCAAAGAGGAAUUUCUGCCUCGCAAGUCUUCUGUCAACAAGCCUUCGCCUCGACGCCAUACUCGGUUGGUCUCAAACGGUGGCACUGAGAUCAAGCCAUCAGAGACAACUUCUGGCAUUACGAACAUUGCGCGGAGAGCUAGCACCAAUUCACCCAGACAAUCACCCAGAGAAGCUCGUGUCAGUUCACAUUCAAGGUCCUCCAGCGCACAGUCAGCUGGGCCAAGCCCGCGUCGAAGAUCAAGCGUAGUCCUUUCGAACAUGAGUCCAGUAGCAGCUGAACGGACUAGAACUACUUCUAUCGUCGGGUCGAAUGGCGCACUACCACACAGUGUGAAUCCUCCAGCUGCCGUCCAAGAACUCCCUUCGACUCAGCUCCCAGCGCAACCACAGAGCCCAACGAGACCCUCAGCUGUUGGCCAGAGCAAGAUUGACCAGAUGAACGAGCUAGCUGCCAAGGCUCGCCGUGAACGAAAGGUCCUCGAUCUCGAAAUCAGCAACUCAUCUCUCUUGGCUAUCAACCGCGCCCUUGAGCGCGAGAUGCGCAAGCAGAACGCCGAGCUGCGUCGUUACCGCCGGCUCAGCCGUUCUGGACGCCUGUCGGUGGCGCCUGCGUCAAAAUCUGCCUCUGGGAAGAUGUCUUUCUUGUCCGAAAGCGCUGAUGAUUCAGCCGGUGAGACGUCGCCACUAGACUCUGACAACGGAGAAAAUGACCAUGAAGACACCUUAUCCGACAUCUCUCCCCCCUCCGGCGCCAGCUCGCGCCCUUCUUCCCCCACAUCCCGAGCAGGCCGCACUCGCUUUCAAGACCCCAAGCGGCCCGAACUUGACCUCGCCGCCCAACGCGCCCUCCUCCUCGACGGCCAAAUACUCAACCAAUCAAUAAAACGCUGUCUCGCGCAAACCGAAUCCCUCAUAGCCUCCGGCAAAACAGCGCUCGAAUACCAGGCCCGAGCCCCAACACCUGAAAAUCUUGGUGCUCGAGUUUUAACGCCCGACGACACUGAAGAGGCGAUGUUCGGACAAGGUCAGGGAUUAUUAAGCCCGAGUUCAUGGACCGGCGGCAAUCCAUUCGAGCGAAGUCUAGGAAGUCUAGAUGGUGGAUUAGAGACGCCUGAUUAUUCGAAGUGGGGGCCUUCCACGGACGUGCAAACGCCCUUUGCAGAGAUUGGCGACCUCAUGGCGUCAGAUGAGCUUGACGGGGCUACAGCAAUGGACAUCUUGGACGUCUCCGAGAAGACCGAGGAUUAUGGCAUUGAUGCAGCAGCAACGGACCUUCUUGACGGAGAAGGAAACCUCGACGGCAAGCCCAACCUCAAUGAGCGCCGUAGCGAUGGCGAAAUCUCUCUCGAUGGCAUAGACGACAGCCUUGAUAGCUCAUCCCCUGACGACGAACCUUACCAGCACGACUCGCCAUCACGAGAAGGUCCACCUCUGCAACCGCCUUCUGAAGAAGAAGACUUUUCUCGUCCAUCGAGCCCAUCUAGAAUACUGAACGCCAUGAGACCUCCUGAUACCAAGUCCGACAUACCUGGAAAUGUCCCUGGAAAUAGGGGUAGCAUGCAAAAUCUCGGGCAUUAUCUGCAGGCGUUUUCGAUCUUUGGGGCAGGGCAAUCGCAGGCUUGA